Molecule: messenger RNA, 1635 nt
Organism: Hemibagrus wyckioides
Lineage: Eukaryota; Metazoa; Chordata; Actinopteri; Siluriformes; Bagridae
Gene: vsir
Product: V-set immunoregulatory receptor
Exons: 7
Coding region: 181-1044 (287 amino acids)
Biological process (GO): negative regulation of CD4-positive, alpha-beta T cell proliferation; regulation of immune response; positive regulation of regulatory T cell differentiation
Cellular component (GO): plasma membrane
Source: RefSeq, a predicted model, not a curated record
GAGGAGCGCGCGAGACCAGUGUGUAGACUCAACAGCUGUGCGCUCCCCGGGACGCGCUGUGCCAAAAAAGAAGCGCAACGUUACGCUCGAAAAGUUUCCUUGCCAGAAUAUUUUUUGUUGGUGUUGAUCGCUUACAAUCCAAAGCAGGAGUAGCGGCAUUUCAGUGGAUCUACAGUAAAGAUGGAGUUGUUAUCGGCUGUGUGGCUUUGCCUUUACCUCGUCAUGGCUGUUCAAGGUAACAGUGAAUACCACGCCGACCCUCUCAGUGUUUCGACACCCUACGUCUCCUACAUGUGCCCUGAAGGUGCUAAUGUCACGCUGGUGUGCGAACAGUCUGGCUCUCUGGAUCAUCCAAAAGACCGUCUGCAUCACGCCUGGCUCUUUACGCAACACAUGGACCAGCGGUGUCACAGUCCCCUGCACGGGCAACACAGCAACUCUAUAGUGUACAGAUCCCAGGCCAAGUCUUUCAGCAUCACGCUGCUCGAGGUGACACAGGCCAACCAGGGACGCUACUGCUGCCUGGUGCUGGACCUCCAGCCAGAAAGCAAGCACAAGCCACACGUGCUACAGGAAGCACACAGCUACAUGACGCUCACUAUCAUGCCACGUCGCAAUAAUAGUCUGAAGUGCACACAGCUGUCAAUGGCUCCUUCCCAAAGUAUAUCAAGUAUGCCUUUAGUAAAAGAAGGUUCAGUGACUGCAUCUGUGGCUAUAGGUGUAGUCAUUAUGUGUGUUUUGUGUCUGCCUGUCUUGCUGGUCCUGGUAUAUCGACAAAGACAAACAACUCACAGCAGCCGACGUGCACACGAGCUUGUUCGCAUGGGCAGUGAGGCUCAAGGCCAUGAGAACCCUGUGUACAUGGGAAGUUCUCCAAAAACUCCAUCUCGCACCGUGGCUCAGAUUCUAACGCGCCAGACGUCCGAAACCGGACGUCACCUUCUCGCCGACCCUGGCACCCCGUUCAGCCCGAACCCGCAAGGAGAUGUGUUUUUCCCUGCACAUGAGCCCAUCCCGGAGUCACCAGACUUCCAGCCAUUGUAGGAUGGAGAGACGCUGUCAUUCUCAGCACCCAUGAAAUGCCCUGCACUUUUUCUUUCUGUACAUCUUCUCCUCCUCCUCCUUCCAUCCAUCCUCCCUAUUUUCUCUAUACAAGACGACGACGACGACAAGAGAGAGCAAACUUCCACAACAUCCUUCUACACACACACACACUCAGAUUUUCCACCUGUACAGCCAGGGGCCAGGAGGAGCUCAUUUCACUGUGUUGUGGGGGAAUGCUUAUUCUCAGUCAGACUGGAAUGUUCCACACCCGAGAGAAAAGAGGGUCGGUUUCAGUAAGAGGUGUGGCUUCUCGUACUGAUAAGCCAGACCACUGGAGAGCACGCACUCAUAUCUCUCAUACAAGUUUUGUCUCAUCUCAUUGAGGCAGAACCCCCCUCCAUCGUCCAUCCCCUGUCGGCCACCAACUGCUUUUUAUUUAGCACGUGUGUAUGUCAGUGUGUCAGAGAUCAUCUACAUUUGUAUUUGUAACAUCUGUAUGUUGGUUAUGAAAAAGUUACUAUGACUGCCAAAGAAAACUCAAGAAGGUCACUUAGCUUUAAGGUAUUGAAUAAAUAUUUAGUGAGUAUUGAA